AGAGGGACGCUAGGGUUUCCUCGCAGAAAAAAGCGGCGGCGAGGGUUGCGAAAACUACCCAAGGUGCGUGCCAUAGUGAGAUUGAGAUGGAUUCGAACAAGGGGAAAGCCAAGGUGCAGAUGGAUGCGGAGGCGACAAUCAAGGGCACGGCAGCUGGGAAGGGGGUGACACAUCAAGAGCGCAAGUCGAAGAAAAGGGUACCUGCGACGAAAAAGAAGGCGGAUGAACCGAUUGUGAGGAAGAUGAUGGACAGCACAGUGAAGGUAACGCGGCGCCCGGCGCCAGAAUACAAGUUGACAAUGCCUGUCUUCGAGGAAGAUCGCAGCGAGUUCAACGGCAUGUGGAUGCAAACAUGGGGCGAUCUGAUCAAAUCCAUGGAUGAAAAAACGACUAUCCGCAGCGUGCGUUAUGCGGAUGUUGAUUCCCCAGAGGUGCCCGCCGGCCCCAUCGACACUCUGCAGUUCUUCGAAGUCAAAAUCUCAGAGAUCUCAGGUUUAAAGUGGCCACUGCAAGUGUAUGGUUUUGUCGCCGCACGUGAUAUGGUGGAUUACAAGCGCAAUAUGAUCUUCGAGCGCGAAAGGGAUAACUGCCAGAUCAUCAGUGAGGGGUUUCCAUACCUAGCACUGACUGGUCCUGCACGAGCUGUUGUGCUGGUUGAUCCCGUGUACUUUGAGGUUGACCUCAGAGUGAAGGGAACUGGGCAAUCUGAGGAUCAAGAGCUAAUCUUCAUAGCUAGUUCGUUCAGGAAUAUUCAUCCGCUUGAUUCAUCCAUCUUUAAAUGUGUCUACACCAGCAAUAUCAGCACACUGGAGUUGACAUUUGGCCACAUCAUGAGGUCAGUAGAGGCCUCAGUCAGUAUGAAAGUCAUCAAUGGGUCAUGGCCAGAUGGUUUAAGAGGUUCUUUUGCUGCAAGAACUGCCAGUAUAAAUGACAUGCCAAUUGGGCUUGUUUAUAUCGGUGAUAAUUUUAAGCUGCCUCUUGCUGAUGAUGGUGAGAUCAAGCUUCACCGCCAUGUUGUUUGUGCUGAAAUUAAAGAUGGAGAGCAUCUGGAAGUUUCUGUCAGUGCGUCUGGUCUUGAUGGUCAACUAUUAGAAGACGGUCUGUAUUUUACACCUCAGCAACGUGGUAAACUCAAAGGUACACUUAAUGUUAGUUCCUGUGAGAUUGAGGUCACUGUUACCUGGUCCCUUAUCAGGUGGUGCUAAGAGGAAUCUGACUUGACUCGUGUCUGGGCGAGUUGGCUGUCCA
Lolium rigidum is the source of this 1248-nucleotide messenger RNA. RefSeq lists its product as uncharacterized. NCBI's taxonomy places the organism in Eukaryota, Viridiplantae, Streptophyta, Magnoliopsida, Poales, Poaceae. The coding region runs from base 87 to 1205 and encodes 372 amino acids. The transcript is spliced from 3 exons. The record is from RefSeq and is a predicted model, not a curated record.